GAGAGCAAGGGCUACGACUUCGAGUCGGAGACGGACACGGAGAGCAUUGCCAAACUGGUCAAGUACAUGUAUGACAACCGGGACAGCGACGACAUCAGCUUCACCACCCUGGUGGAGAGGGUCAUCCAGCAACUGGAAGGUGCUUUCGCCCUUGUGUUCAAAAGUGUUCACUAUCCUGGGCAAGCGGUUGGUACCAGGCGAGGCAGCCCCCUGCUAAUAGGAGUGCGCAGCGAGCACAAGCUCUCCACCGACCACAUCCCCAUACUCUACCGGACGGGUAAAGACAAGAAGGGAGGUUGCAACCUGUCUCGUGUCGACAGUACCACCUGCCUUUUCCCUGUUGAGGAGAAAGCUGUGGAGUACUACUUUGCCUCUGAUGCUAGUGCUGUCAUUGAGCAUACCAACAGAGUGAUUUUCCUUGAAGACGAUGAUGUAGCAGCUGUGGUCGAUGGCCGUCUUUCCAUCCACCGGAUUAAACGCACAGCAGGCGAUCACCCUGGACGUGCUGUCCAAACCUUGCAGAUGGAACUUCAGCAAAUUAUGAAGGGUAACUUCAGCUCAUUUAUGCAGAAGGAAAUUUUUGAACAGCCAGAAUCUGUCGUUAAUACCAUGAGAGGAAGGGUCAACUUUGAUGACUACACUGUAAAUCUUGGUGGGUUGAAGGAUCACAUUAAGGAGAUUCAGAGGUGUCGUCGUUUAAUCCUUAUUGCUUGUGGGACAAGUUAUCAUGCUGGAGUUGCGACCCGCCAGGUUCUGGAAGAACUGACUGAGUUACCUGUUAUGGUUGAACUAGCCAGUGACUUCUUGGACAGAAACACCCCUGUCUUCAGAGAUGAUGUUUGCUUUUUCAUCAGCCAGUCAGGUGAGACGGCAGAUACUUUGAUGGGUCUUCGGUACUGCAAAGAGAGAGGAGCCUUAACCGUAGGGAUAACUAACACAGUUGGCAGCUCUAUAUCACGAGAGACAGAUUGUGGAGUCCAUAUCAAUGCAGGACCAGAGAUCGGGGUUGCCAGUACCAAGGCCUAUACCAGCCAGUUUGUCUCUUUGGUGAUGUUUGCUCUGAUGAUGUGCGAUGACAGAAUUUCUAUGCAGGAAAGGCGCAAGGAAAUCAUGCGUGGUCUAAAGGGGCUGCCAGAUUUAAUUAAAGAAGUGUUGAGCAUGGAUGAUGAGAUCCAGAAGCUAGCCACAGAGCUGUAUCAUCAGAAGUCUGUUCUCAUCAUGGGACGUGGCUACCAUUAUGCUACAUGUCUUGAGGGAGCUUUGAAAAUUAAAGAAAUUACCUACAUGCACUCCGAAGGGAUAUUGGCAGGUGAGCUGAAGCACGGUCCUCUUGCGCUGGUGGACAAGCUCAUGCCCGUUAUCAUGAUCAUCAUGAGAGACCACACAUAUGCCAAGUGCCAGAAUGCUCUCCAGCAGGUCAUUGCACGGCAAGGGCGACCUGUUGUGAUUUGUGAUAAGGAAGACAUCGAGACGAUUAAGAACAAUAAAAGAACAAUCAAAGUUCCGCAUUCAGUGGACUGUCUGCAGGGGAUCCUGAGUGUUAUCCCCCUUCAGCUUCUGGCUUUCCACCUGGCAGUUCUCAGAGGAUACGACGUUGAUUUUCCAAGAAAUCUGGCCAAGUCCGUAACUGUAGAGUGAAAGAUCAUCUGAAUCAUAGGGGCAAAGGGGAAUUAAAUGAAAGACUUUUUUUGGUACCAAAAUAACUCGAUUUUAAAGUCCCCUCGGUAAAUCUUAUUUUGGUAAAUCAUUGUUUGUGUAUAAAAUCACGGUAAUUCCAUUACAUUAGUGAUUGUCAAAUUGAUUCCACACGCUACGUCAAUAGCUUUGGGCUUUUUGGGUUUUUUUGAACAAUAGAUUUCCAUGACAGAUGUUAAACGGUUUUCUUUAAA
Messenger RNA from Cariama cristata (Red-legged seriema), 1889 nucleotides. It is a transcript of the gene GFPT1, whose product is annotated as glutamine--fructose-6-phosphate transaminase 1. The transcript has 14 exons. Gene Ontology annotation, molecular function: L-glutamine:D-fructose-6-phosphate transaminase (isomerizing) activity; carbohydrate derivative binding. Lineage: Eukaryota; Metazoa; Chordata; Aves; Cariamiformes; Cariamidae. The annotation marks the transcript as partial. Gene Ontology annotation, biological process: protein N-linked glycosylation; UDP-N-acetylglucosamine metabolic process; fructose 6-phosphate metabolic process. The record is from RefSeq and is a predicted model, not a curated record.